Molecule: messenger RNA, 750 nt
Organism: Cutaneotrichosporon cavernicola
Lineage: Eukaryota; Fungi; Basidiomycota; Tremellomycetes; Trichosporonales; Trichosporonaceae
Exons: 1
Coding region: 1-750 (249 amino acids)
Source: RefSeq, a predicted model, not a curated record
AUGCCUAUCCCCCCUCGUCCCAUCCCCAACCCUCACACCCAGCAGCGCCGUCACGCGCGUCGGCCUGACAUCAACCUCGCUGGCGGCGGCCAGAGUCUCAUCAACGAAGGCCGUGCCGACGUAUCUCUCCUCCCCCGCGGCGCGAGCGUUCCCAACACGCUGUCAGGCGUGUUCGUGCGCCCACGGUCAUUCUCGCCGCUGCACUCACCACUUGGUACCCCUCCCCUCCACUCCCCUCUCUCUACGUCGCCCAUGCGCAACCCCACACCACCCACCCCUCCACGACGCGAAGUGCCCCUCGCUCAGCUCAUGGACGGUCGCGGCCGAGCUCCCCGAACCGGAGCUGCCGCGGCCCUGGGCUUCGACUACGUACCGCGCCCAACAGUUGUUCCGAUUGAGGACGAGAAGAUCACAGAGCCGCAGCCUACGGAACCCCGGUCCUCGUUCUGGGCCUGGCGCGAGCGGUACCUCUCAGCCACGCCGCCUCUCGUUGAGGCCGCUCCGGUUUCCAGUGAGCCCGCGAACGGGUCUGCGCUUGGGCCUGCUCCGCAGACUCCGGCUCUGGAGCCCCACAUCACCGACGACGACGAUGACGACUGGGAGCACGUCCACGCGUACGAGGACCACGUCUUUGGCGACCUCGAGCUCGACACCGACAUGGAUGCAAGCGACGUGCUGCCUGCGGCGCCGAAGGGUGGCAAGGCUGUGGCUGACGCGAGCGAGCUUCCGGCUUCCGCUCCACAGACCUAG